UCUUUUCAACCGCUAGCGGGGCGCGGGGUUCGAAGCCAGGCUGGCUGGCUCGGGAGGAAAGGGGCGCGGAGGGAAGGACUAGCUAAGGCGUCCCUUGACUCUUCCAGGUAGAUUCUUUAGAACCUUUUUUAUUCUCCCUCCCCACCGCCGCGUCCCGGAGUGCUUUGAUUCUUUCGACUCAGUUCUGAGCUUUAAAGCGCAACUGGGAAAAGAUUAAGCGUGCGCUUCAGAGUAGAGGAGAAGCGGAGCAAACGCAGAGGAAAGCGGCCGGAGGGAAAGGGAGAGAAAGGAGCCUUAGCGCAGGAAGAGAGUGACCCGAAUCGUCCCGACUAGAGGGAGGCACGCCCGGAGGGAGCCGGCCGCUUUAAGGACAGCCCCGCCCCCUGCCUGACGCGAACGCAGUCCGGCCUGCGAUUGGUGGAGGCCGGAGGGCGGGAUGGGGUUGCUAGGCGCGGAGGGGAUCCGGCGGGCCCCGGCCUCCCGGAGCGCCGAGCCGCGGGAGCGGAUCCGAGCUUAGCCGCGCUGCUGGAAGAUGGCGAGCGCCUGGGACGCGCGGCCGCCCAGGCGGCCAGGGCGCCUCCCGCUGCUGCUGUGUCUGCUGCUGCUGCUGCUGCCAAGCCCGGCCCGAGCAGCUCACAUCAAGAAGGCGGAGGCGACGACGACGACGGCGAACGCGGGCGCCGAGGCGGCCGAGGGCCAGUUUGACCGCUACUACCACGAAGAGGAGCUGGGCUCGGCGCUGAGGGAGGCGGCGGCCGCGGGGCCCCCGGGCCUGGCGCGCCUCUUCAGCAUCGGCAGCUCGGUGGAGGGCCGGCCGCUGUGGGUGCUGCGUCUCACGGCCGGGCUGGGACCGCCGCCCCCUGGCAGCGACGCGGGGCCGGAUGCGGGGGGGCCGCUCCUGCCCGGCCGGCCUCAGGUGAAGCUGGUGGGCAACAUGCACGGCGACGAGACGGUGUCGCGCCAGGUCCUCAUCUACCUGGCCCGCGAGCUGGCGGCUGGAUACCGCCGCGGGGACCCGCGCCUCGUCCGCCUGCUCAACACCACCGACGUGUAUUUGCUGCCCAGCCUCAACCCGGAUGGGUUCGAGCGCGCCCACGAGGGCGACUGCGGCUUUGGCGACAGUGGCCUUUCCGGGGGCAGCGGCCGCGACAACAGCCGCGGCCGCGACCUCAACCGCAGCUUCCCGGACCAGUUCGGCACCGGGGAGCCGCCGUCCCUGGACGACGUGCCCGAGGUGCGCGCCCUCAUCGACUGGAUCCGCAGGAACAAGUUUGUGCUUUCUGGAAAUCUGCAUGGUGGCUCUGUGGUAGCAAGCUAUCCUUUUGAUGAUUCUCCAGAACACAAGGUCACUGGACUCUAUAGUAAAACCUCAGAUGAUGAAGUCUUUAAAUACUUGGCAAAAGCCUAUGCUUCUAACCACCCCAUAAUGAAAACUGGUGAGCCACAUUGUCCAGGAGAUGAAGAUGAGACUUUCAAAGAUGGAAUCACAAAUGGUGCACAUUGGUAUGAUGUGGAAGGGGGUAUGCAAGAUUACAACUAUGUAUGGGCCAACUGUUUUGAGAUCACAUUAGAACUAUCUUGUUGCAAGUACCCACCUGCUUCACAACUUCGACAAGAAUGGGAGAACAAUCGUGAGUCUCUGAUCACAUUGAUUGAAAAGGUACAUAUUGGAGUUAGAGGGUUUGUUAAUGAUUCAGUAACACGAUCUGGCUUAGAGAAUGCGACUAUCUUUGUGGCUGGUAUUGGUCAUAAUAUCACAACAGGCAGAUUUGGUGAUUUCUACAGAUUACUUGUUCCUGGAAUAUACAAUAUCACAGCAGUUUUAAUUGGGUAUAUGCCACUGACUAUUAACAAUAUAGUCGUGAAAGAAGGACAAGCCACAAAGGUGAAUUUUUCCCUUCGACCAACUACUAUCCCAGUAAUCCUUGACACAACUCAGGCAACAGUAACUGCCAGUACAGUAGCUAUACUUAAUGCUCCUUCUGGAACAAAAUCCUUCCACGAACCGAUUCAGCCCAAGGACUUUCAUCACCACCAUUUCCCUGACAUGGAAAUCUUCCUGAGACGGUUUGCCAAUGAAUAUCCUAAUAUCACCCGGCUUUACUCAUUGGGAAAAUCUGUAGAGUCGAGAGAACUUUAUGUAAUGGAAAUAUCUGAUAAUCCAGGUGUCCAUGAACCAGGUGAGCCAGAAUUUAAAUACAUUGGAAAUAUGCAUGGAAACGAAGUGGUUGGAAGAGAAUUGUUAUUGAACCUCAUCGAAUACCUUUGUAAGAACUUUGGAACUGACCCUGAAGUAACAGAUUUGGUUCGUAACACUAGAAUUCACCUUAUGCCAUCCAUGAAUCCUGAUGGAUAUGAAAAAGCCCAGGAAGGUGACACAAUAAGUGUGAUUGGCAGAAAUAACAGCAAUAACUUUGACCUGAACCGAAAUUUCCCAGACCAGUUUUUUCAGAUUACUGAUCCUACCCAACCAGAAACUAUUGCCGUAAUGACUUGGAUGAAGGCCUAUCCGUUUGUACUGUCAGCAAACCUGCAUGGAGGUUCUUUGGUGGUUAACUACCCUUUUGAUGAUGAUGAACAAGGGGUUGCCAUAUACAGUAAAUCACCAGAUGAUGCUGUGUUUCAACAAAUAUCUCUUUCUUAUUCCAAGGAAAAUUCUCAGAUGUUUCAAGGUAGACCUUGCAAGAAUAUGUACCCUAAUGAAUAUUUUCCUCAUGGAAUAACAAAUGGAGCUAAGUGGUAUAGUGUCCCAGGUGGUAUGCAGGACUGGAAUUACGUACAAACAAAUUGUUUUGAAGUGACUAUUGAACUAGGUUGUGUGAAAUAUCCAUUUGAGAAAGAUCUACCAAAAUUCUGGGAACAGAAUAGAAGAUCUCUAAUCCAAUUCAUGAAGCAGGUUCACCAAGGUGUCAAGGGAUUUGUUCUAGAUGCCACAGAUGGCGUGGGUAUAUUAAAUGCCACUAUAAGUGUUGCUGAAAUCAAUCAUCCAGUAACGACUUACAAAACAGGAGAUUAUUGGCGUCUCUUGGUUCCAGGAACUUACAAAAUCACUGCAUCAGCUCGGGGGUAUAAUCCACUUACCCAGAAUGUCACUGUCAAGAAUGAAGGAGCUACUGAGGUCAACUUCACACUUGUACGAUCUUCAACAGAUUCAAACAAAGAGUCAAAGAAAGGACAUGGGGUUAGCACCCACACCAAUGAUGUCAGUGAUCCAACCACCAAAGAGUUUGAAACUUUAAUUAAAGACUUGUCAGCUGAGAAUGGUUUGGAAAGUCUCCUCUUAAGCUCCUCCUCAAAUCUGGCUCUUUAUAGAUACCAUUCUUACAAAGAUUUAUCAGAGUUUCUGAGAGGACUGGUGAUGAAUUAUCCACAAAUUACAAAUCUCACUAAUUUGGGGCAGAGCACUGAAUAUCGUCAUAUUUGGUCCCUUGAAAUCUCCAAUAAACCCAACGUCUCUGAGCCUGAAGAACCGAAGAUUCGUUUUGUUGCUGGCAUCCAUGGAAAUGCUCCAGUUGGAACUGAAUUGCUUUUGGCUUUAGCAGAAUUUCUUUGCCUAAACUACAGAAAGAACCCAGCUGUUACCCAAUUGGUUGACAGGACUAGAAUUGUGAUUGUCCCUUCUCUAAAUCCAGAUGGGCGAGAGAGAGCACAAGAGAAAGACUGUAAUUCAAAGACAGGGCAAGCGAAUGCUCGUGGCAAAGACCUGGACACAGACUUUACAAAUAAUGCAUCCCAGCUUGAGACAAAAGCCAUUAUUGAAAAUUUGAUCCAAAAACAGGACUUCAGUCUUUCUGUUGCUUUAGAUGGUGGUUCAGUGCUGGUUACAUAUCCUUAUGACAAGCCAGUACAAACAGUGGAAAACAAAGAAACUUUGAAGCAUUUGGCAUCUCUUUAUUCAAAUAAUCAUCCAUCAAUGCACAUGGGUCAGCCUGGUUGUCCAAAUAAGUCAGAUGAGAAUAUUCCAGGAGGAGUAAUGCGUGGAGCGGAAUGGCACAGUCACCUCGGCAGCAUGAAGGACUACAGUGUCACUUAUGGUCACUGUCCAGAAAUCACAGUUUAUACAAGCUGCUGCUACUUUCCCAGUGCAGCCCAACUCCCUUCCUUGUGGGCUGAAAAUAGAAAGUCUCUUCUUAGCAUGUUGGUGGAGGUUCACAAGGGAGUUCAUGGAUUUGUUAAAGAUAAGACUGGAAAACCCAUCUCUAAAGCAGUCAUAGUUCUCAAUGAAGGUAUAAAAGUACACACAAAAGAGGGAGGCUAUUUUCAUGUACUGUUAGCCCCAGGUGUCCAUAACAUCAAUGCCAUAGCUGAUGGUUACCAGCAGCAACAUUCACAGGUCUUUGUGCAUCAUGAUGCAGCUAGUUCUGUGGUGAUAGUCUUUGAUGCAGAUAAUCGGAUAUUUGGUUUGCCAAGAGAGCUUGUGGUAACUGUAUCAGGUGCCACCAUGUCGGCAUUGCUCUUAACAGCUUGCAUUAUUUGGUGCAUCUGCUCAGUCAAAUCCAACAGACACAAGGAUGGCUUCCAUCGUCUCAGGCAACAUCAUGAUGAGUAUGAAGAUGAAAUUCGCAUGAUGUCAACUGGCUCCAAGAAGUCACUCUUAAGCCAUGAAUUCCAGGAUGAAACAGACACUGAAGAGGAAACAUUAUAUUCUAGUAAACAUUGAAACACACACCUUGCUAUCUCCCAGCAUAAGUACCAAGCAAAAUUACAGUUCCUUUUGGGAGCCACUGCAUAAGAAGAGAGACUAUCUUACUUCUCCAAAGAGCUUUGGGAAGUUAACUUGCUAAAUUUGUAUUCUCUGUGAAUGUUGGCUGGCAGUUUUGAACUUCCCCUUAAAAGUACUCUUACCUUUUAAAAUAUCCUAGCUUUCUAUUUAUGCAGCAGAGAUGGGACAGCCACUUUUUUUUUUAAUGAACUGUUUGAAGCUUAUGCUGUAACUGCAUAAAGCCAACUAGUGAAUUUUGUUUUUUGCACAUCAGAUACUUACUAUUGACUUUAGCUCUUUUUUUUUCUUUUUUUCUUUUUUGCUUUAGGUAGCCAAAAGAAUCCAGAAACAUUAAGGCAGGGAUAGCAGUCAGAAUCUGACAUAAAGCUUUAAAAAAAAAAAAACAACUUGGUUUUCUCAACCUUUUGAAGAGUACUUUGCUCUAGUUAUUGAAAAGCUGGAGUUUCUCUUGUUAUUCAGGUUUAAUGGAGGCUUAAUUGAUCUUUAAAUAUAUAUAGAGAACAUUAGGAAAUAAAUAAAUGAGCUUCUGCAUUUAGUUUUUACCUAUUCCAAGGUUAGAUCAGAACUGAUGGGUUAUGCUGUAAGCAGGAUUUCACUACCUCUCUUGUAAGUUUUUAGUAAAGCUCUAAAUAUCCCCAUUUUAAAGGAAGAACUUAAUGACUUUGUUGUAAAAGAUCUAAAUGUCCAUUUGAAUGGCACUGAGAGGGAGAUUUAGCAAAAGCUAAAACUCAAUGUUGCCUAUCAUUGAACUUGGUAAAACCCACAGGUGGUGCUGCUUUUAUCUGUGAAGCACUAGUUUAUUCUAAGAAUGCCUAAUUCUUUAAUAUUUCCUAAAUUUGAAGCUUUUUCUAUGUUGUAUACUUACGGUUUUCAGAUGACCCAGCAAUCUACAAGAUCUGAAUUCUACCGAAAAUAUCUGGCAGUGUGGAAGAGUCGUGCUUGUACAUUCUCAACUACAUUUGAACACAAAAAUACUUCAUCCUCCAGCCCAAGUCUAUGCCCUGUUAAUAACAUAAUGUUACUGAAGUAGCUUGACCAGUCUUAUCCUUAUAGGAUUCUGCAAGUGACUGGGUCUUUGUCCUAAUGUUUAAUUUGAUAGUCUGUUUUUUAUUUUCUUCAGCCUAUUUUGUUAAAUGUUUGGUUGAAAGCAUUUAAUGAUGGCUCCCUCCAUUUAAAAUUAAAAAAGUAAACUAUGAACUGCUGUAUGAUAUAACAAUGAUAAGAAAGUGUCAUCUUCACUGCCAGUCAGGUUAUUGCAAAGACCUGAAAGAUUCACAUUUUACUGUAUCAUGCUACUUAGUAGAAAUGAUGCUUUUUGUAAGUGUGUUAGUAAUGGUUUGGUGGAUUAAUAACUUUGAAUGUUUCGAUGGUCAAGUGCUGCUGAACUUGUACUAUAUCAGGGGAUCAAAAACUGCUCUCGUCUUCUCAAAUUAUGUUCUGUAUCCCAACAAUGAAUGAACCAUGGCCGAGCCUCUGUGGAGGAGUAUCCACCACCCAUGUAGGUCAUUCAUCGCAAUUUUUGUGAGAAAAUUUUUGUGGCUUUUUUAGAAAAAGCUUUGGCUGAGCAAGAAUAAUAAAAUCAUGGUGUCUGUCUGUGAAUAUCCAUGAUAAACUUGGGUGGUUCAAAAUUAAGAUAUACUGCUAUUGAUACUGUUAAUAGCAACUCUAAAUUUUGAGGCCUUGUCAUCUUACUUUACAUGUACACAGAACAGAGUUUGUGGUGUGCUAAUACUUAAUGGAAUAUACAUUAUUUAACUUCUGAUACUUUAAGGGAAUGCUACAGUGGUAUUCUCUUCAGCUUUACUUUAAGACUGCAAAGUUAGGGAACAAAGGGCCUGGGUGUGGUUGGUCUUGUUUGGGACAUUGCAGGUAAAAAAUGAAAUAAAGUUUAUGUGAUAGCUUUUGCCUUGUUAGCCCUGGUUUUCACUAAAGGAUGCCUUUUACAUUCAUCUCUCUCUUGAAUCAAUCAUGUCUUUAGCUGUAUAUCCCAGUGGUUAAGAGGCCAGGCCUUUUAAAUGUGCAUCAUUUUCUUAAUAAAAUACACAAAUAGUCCUCUUAAUUUUUCCUAAAAGGAAAGCCAAAUUCUGCUUUAGAUUUUGAAUCUUUAAUGAAUUUCAAAAUAAUGCAUUCUGUGAGAAAACAAGGCCCUUAUAGUCUGUGUUACCUAUUAACAUGAAUGUGUGGGAUCAUGACUACUGUGUUCUCAACCCUGCUUCAUCUUUUAUUUGUGGAUCUAAUUUAACAUUAGACCAUAUUAACUGUUUAAGGCAUUGAAGCCAUACGUGAUAGAGAAUGCAUUUCUUCAGAGUUUUUCCUAGACUUUCUAUUCCCUUGGAGUCAUGGAAGCCAGUAAGUACAGUAUUAAGAAAUUUGCCCAGAUCUGAAUUGUGCCUUUCUUUACUCACAAGGCAUAUUCUUUGUCCUCGUGAUCAGUUUGUAAGCCUUCUUUCCUCCCAGCUCCUUAAUAAAAGCUAAGUGAGUGACUGAGUAGGUGCUGUUUAAGUAUUUGUAAACGUACCUGAUUAUGCAGUUCAAUAAGAUGAACUCAAGUUCAUCUCAAAAGGAAAGACCUUUUAGUUUUCUUGUAUUUUGCUGGAAUUUGAGAAAGACUGGAAUCACAUCCAGUUGAGGAGUGCUUGCAAUUCUUAUUGAAAGGAGUUUCCUUUGGUUCAUUGUCAUCCUCCAUAAAGUAAACAAUGUAUAUGUUAUUAACUGUGACUGGUUAAUCUUUGAUGACUUGCACCUGAAUGGGAUUUGCUGAAAUGGUGAAUACUGAAUAUAGAACUAAUUAGGAGUUGACAAAUAAAAGGUAGUACAUAUGCCUGAGCUUAUUGUGUUUCUGAGCUAACACCAGGUUACUCAGUAACCAUGAUCUGUGUCUCUAUUUCCAUUUAUUCUCAGCAGUAAAUAGCUUUAUUUUCUUGUUGCCAGAAUUGCACUUGUGCCAGGUUUUAUCCCUAAUGUAUUAAAAGCUUCUUGGCUAUGAAUGCUGUAAUAGUGCCCUAUGUUGUGUUUCUCUGGUGGAAUUGUUUUUAACAGUAGUAACUAUUUUCUUACACCAAAAGUUCCCCUUGACUGAUGUUUAAUGACUUCUGUCUAGUAAUUGUUUGAUAACACUUUGGGUUUCUGAUUUGUUUUAAUUAAAGAAAAACUUUAGGGCCUUUGAUUAAUGUUGGAUUUCUAAUUCACGAAGAAGAAAUUAUUCUCAAUACCAAAUUGUUUUUAUUUUUUUAGCAAUAGUUAGUAUAUUUGACUGUCAGAAUAUUGCCCUAGUUGAUUUUGAUUUAACAGAUACAUUAUGAAAUUUGGGCCUAGAUGACUUUGAUUUGACACAUGUAUCAUUAAACUUGACAGUAGCCUACCAUUUGAGGCCAGUGGAUAUGAAGUUUGUACAUAUGCAGUUAUGAUGUUUAUAGAUGGCAUGACAUGAGUUUACUAACUACAUUCUGUGCUGACUAUGUUGCAGAUUUUCUGGAGCUAUAACAUGGCAUUUUUUUAUGCUCAGAUUAACAAUCAACUUUUCAUGUCUCCAUUUUUUUUUAAAUGACACUCCCCAGCUCCAAAACAAUCUGUAGCUGCUUAUAUGAGGUAUCCAACACUCAUUCAUCUCAAGUGCUUCAGUUUUUGGUUUAUUUCAUGCACUGUGCCUUUAAAAUGAAAUUUUUAAAAGGGACUUAAAAUGAAGUUGAAUAGUAGUUUUAAAAAGUCAAUCUGUAUAAUUUAUGUGAAAUCUAACUGUAAUGAGGUCCUUCCUGGUUUUUUAUAUGUAAACAGAUCUACUAAUCAUGUAUAAAGUUUAUUUUAUGAUGUA
Erinaceus europaeus (western European hedgehog) is the source of this 8534-nucleotide messenger RNA. It is a transcript of the gene CPD, whose product is annotated as carboxypeptidase D. The coding region runs from base 533 to 4660 and encodes 1375 amino acids. NCBI's taxonomy places the organism in Eukaryota, Metazoa, Chordata, Mammalia, Eulipotyphla, Erinaceidae. The transcript has 21 exons. The record is from RefSeq and is a predicted model, not a curated record. Gene Ontology annotation, biological process: proteolysis. Gene Ontology annotation, molecular function: zinc ion binding; metallocarboxypeptidase activity.